AGUGCGCCUGCGCGCGGGUCCGGCGCCGAGGUUCUUGACUGCUGUGCCGGACGCCAGGUGUAGCCAUGCAGCGAGCCGAUUCCGAGCAGCCCUCCAAGCGUCCCCGUUGCGAUGACAGCCCGAGAACCCCCUCAAACACCCCUUCCGCAGAGGCAGACUGGUCCCCGGGCCUGGAACUCCAUCCCGACUACAAGACAUGGGGUCCGGAGCAGGUGUGCUCCUUCCUCAGGCGCGGUGGCUUUGAAGAGCCGGUGCUGCUGAAGAACAUCCGAGAAAAUGAAAUCACAGGCGCAUUACUGCCUUGUCUUGAUGAGUCUCGUUUUGAAAAUCUUGGAGUAAGUUCCUUGGGGGAGAGGAAGAAGCUGCUUAGUUAUAUCCAGCGAUUGGUUCAAAUCCACGUUGAUACAAUGAAGGUAAUUAAUGAUCCUAUCCAUGGCCACAUUGAGCUCCACCCUCUCCUCGUCCGAAUCAUUGAUACACCUCAAUUUCAACGUCUUCGAUACAUCAAACAGCUGGGAGGUGGUUACUAUGUUUUUCCAGGAGCUUCACACAAUCGAUUUGAGCAUAGUCUAGGGGUGGGGUAUCUAGCAGGAUGUCUAGUUCACGCACUGGGUGAAAAACAACCAGAGCUGCAGAUAAGUGAACGAGAUGUUCUCUGUGUUCAGAUUGCUGGACUUUGUCAUGAUCUCGGUCAUGGGCCAUUUUCUCACAUGUUUGAUGGACGAUUUAUUCCACUUGCUCGCCCGGAGGUGAAAUGGACGCAUGAACAAGGCUCAGUUAUGAUGUUUGAGCACCUUAUUAAUUCUAAUGGAAUUAAGCCUGUCAUGGAACAAUAUGGUCUCAUCCCUGAAGAAGAUAUUUGCUUUAUAAAGGAACAAAUUGUAGGACCACUUGAAUCACCUGUCGAAGAUUCAUUGUGGCCAUAUAAAGGGCGUCCUGAAAACAAAAGCUUCCUUUAUGAGAUAGUAUCUAAUAAAAGAAAUGGCAUUGAUGUGGACAAAUGGGAUUAUUUUGCCAGGGACUGCCAUCAUCUUGGAAUCCAAAAUAAUUUUGAUUACAAGCGCUUUAUUAAGUUUGCCCGUGUCUGUGAAGUAGACAAUGAGUUGCGUAUUUGUGCUAGAGAUAAGGAAGUUGGAAAUCUGUAUGACAUGUUCCACACUCGCAACUCUUUACACCGUAGAGCUUAUCAACACAAAGUUGGCAACAUUAUUGAUACAAUGAUUACAGAUGCUUUCCUCAAAGCAGAUGACUACAUAGAGAUUACAGGUGCUGGAGGAAAAAAGUAUCGCAUUUCUACAGCAAUUGACGACAUGGAAGCCUAUACUAAGCUGACAGAUAACAUUUUUCUGGAGAUUUUAUACUCUACUGAUCCCAAAUUGAAAGACGCACGAGAGAUUUUAAAACAAAUUGAAUACCGUAAUCUAUUCAAGUAUGUGGGUGAGACGCAGCCAACAGGACAAAUAAAGAUUAAAAGGGAGGACUAUGAAUCUCUUCCAAAAGAGGUUGCCAGUGCUAAACCCAAAGUAUUGCUAGACGUGAAACUGAAGGCUGAAGAUUUUAUAGUGGAUGUUUCACAACUUCUGCCAGAGAAAUUUGCAGAGCAGCUGAUUCGAGUAUAUUGUAAGAAGGUGGACAGAAAGAGUUUGUAUGCCGCAAGACAAUAUUUUGUUCAGUGGUGUGCAGACAGAAAUUUCACCAAGCCGCAGGAUGGCGAUGUUAUAGCCCCACUCAUAACACCUCAAAAAAAGGAAUGGAACGACAGUACUUCAGUCCAAAAUCCAACUCGCCUCCGAGAAGCAUCCAAAAGCAGAGUCCAGCUUUUUAAAGAUGACCCAAUGUGAAUGUCUGUAGUCAGUUGUUUACAAACUCCCUCUCCUGCACAAUUCAUUUAGAGGCUUCAAUCAUAGAAUUCUGCAAAUUAAUGACAACUCAUGCUUUAAUUUUGUAUUUUGAAUGUACACGCAUGCUGAAGCUAAGUAACUUUUAAUCAAAGAAAUAAGAUGGUAUUAGGCAAAUCUUACUAUACUAUGAAAAGCAUUACCUUGCCUAUUUUUAAUAUUAUUAAAGCCUUUCUCCUUCAGUAGUCUAUUUUCUUAGAAUAACAACUCUUUUAUCUAUUCUGAACUCUAUUUUUUUUCUUUUUUAAGAGACAAGGUUUUGCUCUGUUGCCCAGCUUGGACUCGAACUUUCCUGGGCUCAAGCGACCCUCCUGCCUCAGCCCCCCAAGUAGCUGGGACUAAAGUCAUGUGCCACCACACCCAGCUUACUCUGAACUUUUAUGACAGAUGAUUGUUUUUUGUUUUUAAUGUAGAAAUGAGACAAGGGUACAAAUUGGAACUAGAAAUUGACAUUGUCAUUGACAAACAUGGCUAAAAACAAAACAUCAAAUCCUGCCCCCGUGAAGAGUUCCCUGUCACCUCAAGUUUGAGGAUAGUCCUCUAAGAGUGACCUAAGCAUAAGUGAAAGACACCUCCCCUCACCCUUCUAGCCCCCUACAAGGUGCCAGGUUGGGGUAAAGAGUUGGAGAUGAUGGCCAGGAGUGGCCUCCAACACGCUGGUGAGAGGCCUGAUUAGGUUUUGGGGAAGAUCUGAGAGCUCUGGCCUCUUCGUGAGUGGAACAUAAAGCCGCCUCUUGUUGGGAGAUCCUACCCCAGUGACAGAGGAAUCCCCCAAACUAGGCUGUGCCCUGGCUCCGUGGCGGCUCCAGACCCGGGUAGUGCCUUUGUCCCCUGAAUACUCACUCCCCCGGUCCAGAGGGCCUUCCCACUGCCCAGCCUGGAGAAGGCCUCCCCUGACCUGCUCUCUCAGUAUCCUGGAGAGCUGGCCAGAGGCCAUCACAGGCAUCAUCCUCAGAGCUCCUCAGACCUGGGACUUUGUUUUUGCUGGUUCAGUGCAUUUUGUGUAUUUAAGAGCAAACACUAGCCAGGCGUGGCGGCGUGUGCCUGUAGUCCCAGCUACUUGGGAGGCUGAGGCAGGAGGAUUGCUCGAACCUGGGAGGCGGAGGUUGCAGUGAGCCUAGAUCACGCCAUUGCACUCCAGCCUGGGUGACAGAGUGAGACUCCAUCUCCAAAAAAAAAAGCACAAACACUGCACUGCCUGUGCUGAAAUUAGUGACCACCCAGUGGGCUCCAGGCUCCGCUAGGUAACUUCGUUUUCCCAGCAGUGGAGUGGGCACCACCUUGGUGGGGCAGUGCCCCUGUGCCCAGGGCACACCUCAUUCCCAGUUCUAUAGCAAUUCACCAAGAACAAAGUCUGCAGUUAGAGCCAAAGCUGGUGGUGGCCAGAGGGUGCUGAAGAUACAGGCCAGUGGGGAUGGGAGCCAUGAGCCCCGAAUGUCUUCUGCUCUGAUGCUCCCCGGACUAAGCCUCCCUGGCACACUGGGAGUGAGGGGCAGCCUGAGCAAGUAGGGGAACUCAGACCACAGGCCAGCAGAUUUCCCAGCAGUCCAUCACUGGCCACCGUGUAGCCAGAUUCUGUUCCGUCCACACUGGGGUGAAGAGUACUUGGAAUGUCUGCCAUCCUGUAUGAUCACCCCACCCCCUGUCCAUCCAUCAGUAGAUAAUAAGGGUUGGUUACAAUUCAUAAGAGAAUAGUUAAAACACUUCUCCUCUCAUGCCUACCAUGGUGCUGUAUCAAGGGGAUUUGUUCACAUAUGGGCUCAGCAACGCACAAGUGAGGUCAGCCAUGGCACUAGGUCAUUCCCAUUUUAGCCAAGGUGCCUCUAUAGGGGUCAGACAUCAUGUGCCCAGACCUAAGGUCAGGAAUGUCAUAUUUUUCUGUUAAAAUCAUUUUAUUUCUGUGUAUCUUACCUUUAAAUCAUUGUGGUUUACUCUGAGAUUCUGUAGUCCUAAUAUUGUAUCAUUGUGCUGUCUGCAAAACAACUUGAAUCUAUUUUGUUUGCAUCUUUUGUUACAUGUAACGCAGCUGUACUUUAUGUUCUUUGCAACUGUUUCCAUUAUGAGAACGCUGUGCUAUUUACAAGGUUACAUUUUUCUUGGCCAGGCGAGGUGGUCAUGCCUGUAAUCCCAGCACUUUGGGAGGCCAAGGUGGGCGGAUCACUUGAGGUAAAGAGUUGAGACCAGCCUGGCUAGCAUGGCGAAACCCAGUCUCUACUAAAAAUACAAAAAUUAGCCGGGUGAAAUUAGCCGGGCGUGGUGGUGUGUGCUUGUAAUCCCAGCUACUCGGGAGGCUGAGGCAGGAGAAUCGCUUGAAUCCGGGAGGCAGAGGUUGCAGUGAGCCAAGAUCAGGCCACUGCACUCCAGCCUCGGGGUCAAGAGCGAAACUCUGUCUCAAACAAAAAGAAAGAAAGGAAGGAAGGAAGGAGGGAAGGAAGGAAGGAAAGAGAGAAAGAAAAGAAAGAAAGAAAGAAAGAAAGAGAAAGAAAUAUCUUUGCUAUUUGUAUAAAAAUGGAAAUUUUAACAGCUUAGCCUCUAGAGAGUUACUGAACGUGGUUACCUUGGGAAUGUAAAUAGAACUGCAAAUUAAAAUGACUGGCCACUUCAACUGGGUAAGGGAAACAGCUGCAAUAAAGCUUCGUGAAUAUAUAUCUCCAUCUUGAAAGUUGUGUUCCACAAAGGUUUCGACCUCUUUGUCCAAAAAUGCAUAUUACUCAUUUACUCCUUUCAUACCUUCAUUGUGAAAUUAAAUAACAGACUCACAAGCACCUGGCACUGGUGGCAGACAAAAAGGCCUCAACAUUCUGCAGCAGGCCAGAGGAGGAACGACGCUGCUACAGUAUUUAUUAGUUCCAGUGCUCAAGCCCAGGUUUCUAAGGUUUGACAAUAUUCUGUAAGUUAAAAUCAUUUCCACACAUACAGAGUAGAAUCCUGUUUUUGUAAGUAUACACACACACACACACACACAUUCAUGGAACAUUGUCUGGAAGGAUAUACAUGAAAAUGUUAAGAGUUGGGGGGGGUUGAAUUUUAGGCAAUUUUAAUUUUUUUAACGUCUUCUGGUUUUUCUACAAUAAACAUGAAUCAGUUGUAGAACCUCUAAAA
Homo sapiens (human) is the source of this 5000-nucleotide messenger RNA. RefSeq names its product SAM and HD domain containing deoxynucleoside triphosphate triphosphohydrolase 1 (gene SAMHD1). The transcript is spliced from 15 exons. The record is from RefSeq and is marked reviewed. NCBI's taxonomy places the organism in Eukaryota, Metazoa, Chordata, Mammalia, Primates, Hominidae. Gene Ontology annotation, molecular function: dGTPase activity; deoxynucleoside triphosphate hydrolase activity; triphosphoric monoester hydrolase activity. Gene Ontology annotation, biological process: negative regulation of type I interferon-mediated signaling pathway; protein homotetramerization; defense response to virus. Gene Ontology annotation, cellular component: nucleus; chromosome. Bases 66 to 1841 code for a protein of 591 amino acids.